AGCAGUGUGAGAUCUUUGGUAUCCAUGGGAGCAUCUGUGGGAGCAGUAACAAAACAGACCCUGUUCCCUCCUCUCAUGCCUGCAGGCCGACCUUUCCGUGUGUCGAAUGCCUCCCGAAGCAGCCGGAAAGGAAUUGUUGCAAGCAGUCUGCAAGAGCUCAUCAGCAAGACUUUAGAUGCCUUCCUUAUAUCUGCUGGAAUUAUUACUCUGGUUUUGGAGGAAGAUGGCACAGUUGUGGACACAGAAGAGUUCUUCAAGUCCCUGGAUGAUAAUACACACUUCAUGGUUCUAGAAAAAGGACAGAAAUGGACACAAACAAGAAAUGGAGCUGCUGCUGUGAGACAAAAGAAGAAAAUGGGAGUAGCUAACAUCACGUUUGAUCUGUACAAGCUGAACCCUAAGGAUUUUAUUGGCUGCUUAAACAUCAAGGCGACCUUCUAUGAGAUCUACUCUGUCUCAUAUGACAUCAAAUGUAUGGGAGCAAAAAGCGUAUUGCGGAAGGUGCUUCAGCUAAUGUCCCACGCAGCACAAAUAACUGGACAAUUUCUUCUCUACACUGGAACAUAUAUGUUGCAGUUGAUGGGUGAAUAUGAUGAAGAUGGCACGUGUACAAGAUCAAGGCAGGAGUAGUGAACACAGCUGCACUUCUGGUAUUGGAUCCUUUUGCCAUUCUCUUGCCCAAUUAUGAUUGUAAUGAUGUUAUAAUAGGGGGAUGUCCACUGAUGUGAACUAACAUUUUUCCCGUUUGGGAAUGCUUGUAGGCCUUAGUCAUAAAAUAAGUGUUUGGUGUUCACAGGCUCUUAACGCAGCAAAAGGGUGGAUGCUUAAUGUCUGAGAAUUUGGCAAAAGGAGAGGGUGCAGGUUUUUGCCCCAGCAACUCAAAAUGGAGAAUAAGUAUAUUUGGAAACUUG
Messenger RNA from Pelecanus crispus (Dalmatian pelican), 911 nucleotides. The record is from RefSeq and is a predicted model, not a curated record. Lineage: Eukaryota; Metazoa; Chordata; Aves; Pelecaniformes; Pelecanidae.